GGCUUAGUUUAUGUCUCGGUUUAUUUAGCCUGUAAGCCACUGGUAGGACAGACAGGCACAGUGGUAUUUAGUAAUAAUCCCGUUCGUUCUUAGCAGGGCAGAGUUGACACUUCGGUCACGCUGUUUUGCGCGUAAUCGGACUUUUCAUCUUUCCAGUAAACUCUAGGCCUAUAACAGUUUGGUGCGCGCAAAGGCAAAAUGAACUGCUACAUCAGCCGGUUUUUGCGUUGUCCUGUCUAAAAGGCGAUCUGCAAUCAGAGCUCAGAAAAUACCUAGGAUUUUUUUGGAAGCGUCUGAGCAUCUCUCGCGUUAUCACGUCCAGGUGGAUCGGUGUCUCCCUUUCAUUUUGGCAAGCCUGUCAUGCUGCCUAAAGUCGAGUCGGACUGCCUGGGACUCGCUCGAUCGCAUGGGGAGCAGGGCCAUAUUCCUGCAAACAUGCAAGCCCCACAGUUUAAAAUGAUGGACUAUUCCUAUGACGAGGACCUGGAUGAGAUGUGUCCCGUGUGCGGAGACAAAGUGUCUGGGUAUCACUACGGCCUGCUCACCUGUGAGAGCUGCAAGGGCUUCUUCAAGCGCACUGUGCAGAACAACAAGCGCUACACAUGUAUCGAGAACCAGAGCUGUCAGAUAGACAAGACUCAGCGCAAGCGCUGCCCGUACUGCCGCUUUCAGAAGUGCCUCACCGUCGGCAUGAAGCUGGAAGCCGUGAGAGCGGACCGGAUGCGAGGCGGUCGCAACAAGUUUGGCCCGAUGUACAAGCGGGACCGCGCACUCAAGCAGCAGAAGAAAGCGCUGAUCCGUGCAAGCGGCCUCAAACUGGAGGCCAUGAACCACGCCAUGCAGACUGCACCCGCUGACCUCACCAUCUCCUCCGCCAUACAGACUAUCCACUCAGCUUCCAAAGGCCUGGCACUGAGCCACCAUCACCACCAUCAUCAUCACCAACAUCAUCAACAUCACCAGCAUCACCAGCCCACAGUAGACUACGAUCGCAGCCCCUUCGUCCCGUCACCCGUUAGCAUGGCCAUGCCGCCACAAAGCUAUCAAGCCUACGGGCACUUUCAAAGCCGGGCCAUAAAGUGCGAGUACCCUGAACCAUACGCCAGCUCACCCGAAUCGUUAAUGAGCUACGCGUACGCAGAGGCGCCAGGCUUUCCACGCUUGGUAGCCGAGCUGCUAAAGUGCGAGCCGGACGAGCCACAGGUGCAGGCCAAGAUCAUGGCUUACUUGCAGCAGGAGCAGGCCGGACGCAGCAAGCACGACAAGCUCAACACGUUUGGCCUCAUGUGCAAGAUGGCAGACCAGACGCUCUUUUCUAUCGUCGAGUGGGCGCGAAGCAGCAUCUUCUUCCGCGAGCUAAAGGUUGACGACCAAAUGAAACUUCUUCAGAACUGCUGGAGCGACCUCCUCAUCCUUGACCACAUUUUCCGGCAGGUGAUGCAUGCCAAAGAGGGCUCCAUCCUGCUGGUUACGGGGCAACAGGGACUGACUGAGAGUGACGCGGUGGAUUACGCCCUAAUUGCAUCCCAAGCUGGGGCCACACUCAACAACCUCCUGAGUCGCGCACAGGACCUGGUGAGCAAGCUGCGCGCCCUCCAGCUGGACCAGAGGGAGUUCGUCUGCCUCAAGUUCCUGGUGCUGUUCAGCUUAGACGUGAAGAACCUGGAGAACUUCCACCUGGUGGAGAGUGUUCAGGAGCAGGUGAACGCAGCACUGCUGGAUUACGUCAUGUGCAACUACCCACAGCAGUCGGACAAAUUCGGCCAGCUGUUGCUCCGGCUGCCAGAGAUCCGGGCCAUCAGCCUGCAGGCCGAGGAGUACCUGUACUACAAGCACCUGAACGGCGACGUACCCUGCAACAACCUGCUCAUCGAGAUGCUGCACGCUAAACGCGCCUGAAUCCACACAGCAGUUCUGAACCAGCACUACGCACCCACUGCUCCCAGAAAACCCUCCCUCCCUCUUCAUCCCUGUCCAGCAUCAUCAGCACCCACAGCCUUCACACAUGCACUCAGUGGCCUCGGAGAGAUGUUUAUGAGGUGCUGCGCGGUUCAUGCUGAUUUCCUGAUUUGGGCCAAAACGGAGGACGAGGGGAGGGGGGGGGCGGCAAUUACUUGAAAAUGAGAAUUUGGCUCACAGGGAACUUUCCAGCUCCUCGGUCGGACCGAAUAAACAAUACAGAACGGUGAUGUAAGGCCUUCUGAUAUUGGUGCAGCUGAUAACUGAUUAUCACCUGUAUUGUGAGCAGCUAAACAAAAUAGCAUUUCUUUUCACACCAAGGGCAGAGAAAUAGAGUCUGGAUUGAUGUCUCAUCUGUUUUUAAGAUGCUGCCAACAUUUACAUUUGACCCGUUUAUCAGUAACAUCUGUGGAGUGAUAUAACCUGGAUCUGCGCUGCCCAGAGACUGAGGCAGACCCUCCUCAACACGAUCAUGUUGGCAUAAGCAAAUAACAAUAAACAAUGUGUAUUCAAAAACAGCAGACAUUUCUUCCUUUAAAUACAGAGGCUUGUUAAUUCUACAGUUUGCAACCCUUUUAGCUCAAACAUCAUCUAACAUAUUAAACAGCUCGUUAGUCUCAUUAGCCUAAAACUAACGAGCUUUCAAUGAGAGAACACUAAAAUCCUCCUGUUACCCUUCAGUUCCCGUCUCUCAUCAGCCAGGAUGAAGAAAAACUGCCUCAGAUAAUCCAGACCAAAGUCUGCUGCAGAACAAAACCAACGAAAAAACACCUGACCUUAACUAUCAGUAUUAUAAAUUUGUGAUGUCACAGUUCUGUGAGUUUUGCCUUAUUUCACUACCAUGCUAGCUAACCGUGCUGAUGUGAACUACAUGUACAAAGUAUAUAUAUAAAUAUAUAAAUUUAAAUAAAUAUAUAUAUUAAGUAGUAAUACAACUAAGAAAAUACAAAAGGUGUUUACAUUCAUGUGGUCAUGUGAGAAAGAGCUGUAACGUUAAAUCCAGCUGAGCUAAAUUGCAAAGCAAUUAAUUCUUAAAAAAUAAUUCAUUCAUUAAAAAUAAACAAAAAAAACAAAGGAAAGAAAGAAAUCUGUGUCUGGUUUGCUUUCUCCAGUCUGUACAGUUUUUAUCUCGACCAGUACUUAAUGAUGUCGUGAGACACUAAAAUCAGAGAGGAAUCUCACUUAAUAUUUGUGUUGGUCGUUCGACCACUUUUCAACUGAUUGUGCAUAUUUUUUUCUGUUGUCGUUGUUUUGUGGAACAUUUUUCUGUUCUACUUUCUAAUGUAUGUGACUGCUUAAACUUAAAAAUAAACAUAAUUUAUUGUGUCUGAGUUUGGCCCGUGUGUACAAAUCACAAGGGCGCUCUGAAAAACGUCGUAUUUGUACUUUAAAGCAUGUUUUUAAAAUUGUAUAUACUUAAAAAAGUUCAGGAGCCAAAACUGAUCCGGAUUAAUGAAAUUCAUUCACGUUCAUCAGUUCAUGUUGCUUUAAACUUGAAACCGAUGAGAACUGAAUCGGCGUGAAUAUGACUUCUUCUUUACCGGAACAUUUCCAUCAGUCGUGUGUUCUAUACCAAAGACAGCAUCUGUCCUCUGACUUGUAAUUGCCUGUUGUGCAUCACAAUGAAUGAACGACAGCUCCGAGCUUUUAUCUUCAUCUAUUGAUCGCACUGGCAUUGUGCUCGAGAUCUUACUGAUUAGUGUUGGGACAGUAAUCAUUAUCAGCAUUAUCCAAUGUUUGUUCAAUCAUUAAUUAAAGUGAUUACCUGCUCUCAACUUACUGUAUUUAUUGAAUUUUGACAUGAACACAAAAUAAAAAUUCUUUAUUUAAUAUUAGCA
This is a messenger RNA of Trichomycterus rosablanca, 3797 nucleotides long. RefSeq names its product nuclear receptor subfamily 5, group A, member 2 (gene nr5a2). Bases 361 to 1899 code for a protein of 512 amino acids. NCBI's taxonomy places the organism in Eukaryota, Metazoa, Chordata, Actinopteri, Siluriformes, Trichomycteridae. Gene Ontology annotation, biological process: tissue development; regulation of transcription by RNA polymerase II; hormone-mediated signaling pathway. The record is from RefSeq and is a predicted model, not a curated record. The transcript has 8 exons. Gene Ontology annotation, cellular component: RNA polymerase II transcription regulator complex. Gene Ontology annotation, molecular function: zinc ion binding; RNA polymerase II cis-regulatory region sequence-specific DNA binding; nuclear receptor activity.